This is a messenger RNA of Poeciliopsis prolifica (blackstripe livebearer), 1476 nucleotides long. Its product is annotated as tektin-4-like. The transcript has 9 exons. Gene Ontology annotation, cellular component: nucleus; microtubule cytoskeleton. Bases 128 to 1423 code for a protein of 431 amino acids. The record is from RefSeq and is a predicted model, not a curated record. NCBI's taxonomy places the organism in Eukaryota, Metazoa, Chordata, Actinopteri, Cyprinodontiformes, Poeciliidae. Gene Ontology annotation, biological process: cilium assembly; cilium movement involved in cell motility.
UCCUUGGAGAUCGUUGGAGGCUUCCACGCUCUACUCAAUGCAAAUAGUCUCCUUGUUGUCCCUACACUUUUGUUUCCAACUGAACUGAUACUCAACAAUUUGAGCUUCUUUACAGAAAACCAAAACAAUGUGGAAAAGUAAUCCAAAGAUGGAUUGCCUGCAGGAAUCAGAAGGUAAACUGACUCUCCCUGCCCUGGCUGACGGUAUAAGUCUGUCAUACAACAAACCACGACCUGAUAAGGACCACUAUGUGAAGCUGAAUGAAAUCUUCUUCACCCUGCAUAGCAAUAAUAUUGCCCGGGUUCCUUUGUCUGUUCGUAACACCAUGGGGCAUUUCACAUCCCGCCACAUGGAGAUCAGCCAUUGGCAGGCCCAUAUUUAUGAGUUAAUCCGGCGGAUAGAAAGAGAAAUCAUCUGUGUGGAGCAGGCGAAAGACACGGCAGAGAACUGUCUCCAGGAGAGGCAGCUGUACAGUCAGCUUAUGAGUGACUGCGUGGCUCUCAGCAGCAGCCUGUGCUCGGAGGGUAUGAGACAGGACCCGGUGUUCCUCAAGCUGAAGAAAGAGGAGCAGACGACCAACGAGAGCAGGGAGGUGCUGCAGAAGCAGAUUUUAAUCCUACUCGACAAGCUAAGCGCUCUGAAAGCAGUCCGUUCUCGGCUGCUGCAUGAUUUUCAAGACAAGGUCGAAGCCAUCAAACUCACCAGCAAAUGUAUCACCUUUGAGGUGGACACCCCAUGCUCUCACAUACCUGCUCCCUCAAUCAAACCAAACCAUGUGAGCUAUGAGACAUGGCUAUCUCACUGCCAAAACCUGAAGCUGACAGCUGAAAACCUGCUGAAGGACUCGGCCGCCUGCAGGGCAAACCUGAUGUUCCUGCUGGCCAAUCUGAAAGACGCCCACGAGCGCCAACGCAACAGCACCGCUGAAGCUCUCAGGAGGAAGAUCCAGGAGCUGACCAAGCUCCAGGAUUCACUGAACUUAGAAAGACAGAAGAUCCUGCAAGAGAUUUCUGAUCUGAACAAAGACAUACAGAGACUGAUCCAGCAUAUUCAGAACUGUGAGUCCAGGCUGCACCAGAUCACCCACCUUCUGGAAAUCCUCAACCAGAGGCCCCGGUUUGAGCUCUGCCUGGACAAUCCCCAUAACGCUCUCGUUCUGGAGAGACAGGACCUGGCAAAGAUGCUUGCUGGUCUUCAGUCGGUGCUGCAGCUCACCCAGCAGAACCUGGCUGUGGCGCAGAGACAUCUGAUCUUUGUGGAGGAGAAACUGCUGAAAAAUGCUCAAACGCUUGAGGUGGCGCGGAAGUGCCAGGCCCUCCACCAGAGCUUCCGGCUGGCCAUUGACACAUCUAUGGUUCUGGGUAACAAACCCAGGCUUUGUAGAAUCACACAGAGCUCCAGCCCUCACCCCGACAUGCAGUAGAUGCAGCUGCUGCUGACUCCUAUAGUUCUAUUCACUGCCAAUAAAAUGCCUAG